CUACAGCAGAUUGGUGACCAGAAAAAGACCUACCAGCAAAUAGGACAUAAAUCAGCGAGUGAUAUGGUUUUCAUCACAAAGACGCUGGGUGCAGGGAGUUGCUAUGACUACCCAGGCAUUAGGAAGGUGAUUCAUGUGAACUCAUACAUCGUUCUCCCUCCCAAGAGGCCACGUCACUGGGACCCGCCUGAGGAUGAGCCCAAGCAUAGUUCAGAUUUACAGACUCAUGAUGGAAGUAAUGGGCUGAAGAGAACUAAAAAGAUUACUGACUAUGGUAGAACUUCAUCCUGUAUCAACACUGAACAUAUUCUAACAGGAGAGAAAUUACCGGACCAUAAUCAAUGUGGAAAAGUCCUCGGUUAUAAACAAAUACCUUGUCAAUAUCAGAAAGUUCAUACUGGGGAGAAAUCAUAUGAAUGUGCUGACUUUGGAAAGAUUUUUACCCAGAAGUCACAGCUCAGAGUACAUGUGAAGUCUCCUACAGGAGAAAAACUCUACGUGUGCGUCGAAUGUGGAAAGGCAUGCUCUCAGAAGUCAGAGUUCCUCACACAUCAAAAAACCCACACCAGGGAGAAGCCCUAUAAAUGCGGUGACUGUGGAAAGUCCUUUUUCCAAGUAUCUUCUCUGUUCAGGCACCGGAGGAUUCACACUGGAGAAAAGCUCUACGACUGUAGCCAUUGUGGGAAAGGCUUCUCUUACAACUCAGACCUCAGGAUACAUCAGAAGAUCCAUACAGGAGAGAAACGCCAUGGCUGCGUCGACUGUGGCAAAGCCUUCACACAGAAGUCCACACUGAAGAUGCACCAGAGGAUCCACACGGGCGAGAGGGCCUAUGUCUGCAUUGAGUGUGGCCAGGCUUUUAUCCAGAAGACACACCUGGUCGCACACCGAAGAAUUCACACUGGAGAAAAGCCAUAUGCAUGUGACAGCUGUGGCAAAGCCUUCCUUUCCAAGUCCCAACUCCUGGUCCACCAGCGAAUUCACUCAAGAGUGAGGCCCUGUGUAUCUCUCGACCGUGCGAAACCCUUCAGCAGCACUCCCAACCUCCUUACGCGUAAGAAAGUUCAAAUGAGAGAGAAAUCGUCCAUCUGUGCUGAGUGUGGGAAGGCCUUUACCUACAGGUCGGAGCUAAUCAUUCAUCAGAGAACGCACACCGGAGAGAAGCCUUAUCAGUGCGGGGACUGUGGCAAAGCCUUCACCCAGAAGUCAGCCCUCACCGUACACCGAAGAAUCCACACAGGGGAGAAGUCGUAUGUGUGUGUGCAGUGCGGGCUAGCUUUCGUGCAGAGGGCACACUUGGAUGCACAUCAGGUGAUUCACACUGGAGAAAAACCUUACCAAUGUGGUCACUGUGGGAAAUUCUUCACUUCCAAGUCGCAACUCCAUGUGCACAAGCGGAUUCACACAGGGGAAAAACCCUAUGUGUGCAGUUACUGUGGGAAGGCCUUUGCCAACAGGUCAAAUCUCAUCACACAUCAGAAAACUCACACAGGGGAGAAAUCCUAUGUAUGUGCAAGGUGUGGAAAAGCAUUCACUCAGAGGUCAGACCUGGUUACACACCAGAGGAUACAUACUGGAGAGAAGCCCUAUGGGUGUAGCACCUGCGGGAAAGCCUUUACCCAGAAAUCACAUCUCAGUAUACACCAGAAGAUUCACACCGGAGAGAGACAGUACAAAUGCCGAGACUGUGGGAAAGCCUUCAACCAGAAAUCGAUACUCAUUGUGCACCAGAAAAUCCACACGGGGGAGAAACCCCACGUGUGUGCCGAGUGUGGGCGAGCUUUCAUCCGCAAGUCCAACUUCAUCACCCAUCAGCGCAUCCAUACUGGUGAGAAACCUUAUGGAUGCACCGACUGCGGCAAGUCCUUUACCUCCAAGUCGCAGCUCCUGGUGCACCGGCCAAUCCACACCGGUGAGAAACCUUACGUGUGUGUCGAGUGUGGGAAAGCCUUUAGCGGCAGGUCAAAUCUCAGCAAGCACCAGAAGACUCACACUGGGGAGAAGCCAUACGCAUGUUCAGAGUGUGGGAAGUCCUUCAGGCAGAAGUCAGAGCUGAUUACACACCACAGAAUCCACACUGGGGAGAAGCCGUACGAUUGCAGUGACUGCGGGAAAUCCUUCACUAAGAAAUCCCAGCUCCAAGUGCAUCAGCGAAUUCACACAGGAGAGAAGCCGUACAGAUGUGCCGAGUGCGGGAAGGCCUUCACCGAUAGGUCCAAUUUGAAUAAACAUCAAACAACACACACCGGAGAGAAACCUUAUAAGUGUGUGGUCUGUGGGAAAGGCUUUGUGCAGAAGUCAGUGCUCAGCAUUCAUGAGAGUGUUCACACCUCGGCAGUAUGAGAAAGGACCCAUUGAGGACACGUCUUAUGUAAUUACUGUCUCUAUAGGACAGAGUAAUAUGUAUAUUAUUGUAAUUAAAAAUGCUACAUGACAGUGUCACACAGUACUGCUCAGAAAAGGAUCUCAGAGAAGGCACUGAAUGGGAUUAUGGGGCAGGAUAUUUCUACUUGCUGAGAAGAAAUUGCAUCAAUUUGACACAAUAGAAGCUUUCUCAUGGUAAAAAACACAGUGGAACAUUGUCAUCAAGUUCUUCACAAGAAAGAUUGUGUCAACUCAUGUUGAUGCAAAAAUCCUGUUGGUGGAAUAUGUCUACUGCCAACUAAUUAAAUGAAUGGUUUCCCCAUUUACCAUGACGAGUCCAUACUCAUGCCUGACUGUGCGUUGUGGAGACUGACCCUGGCUUGUCAUACCGAGUUCCUCCAGUGCUUUCUAUUUGGCUGCAGAGGAGGAUCCAACAGAGAUGGCCAACUUCCCUACAACUUUCCAGACUUUGCCUUCAGGCUUUACCUGAUACUAACCUGCUUAAUGAAAGGAAAGCUGGGAAAUGUGUGGAUGCUUCUUCCUGGAGUUCACUGCCACGAUUCCAGAACCUCAAAGUGACUGGGGAAAAAUUUAAGAAGCCCCUUCAUCCUUCCCUCUACACACGCAGUUCUCUUCAACUCCACCAAGAACCCAAAGGGUAGACCUUUAUCCCACUUCCCAGGGUACCCGAAUCAGUGGGGUGGAGGCAUCAAGAAAAGAUGGUCUUUGAAAGUCAGGUGGUCCA
Messenger RNA from Mus caroli (Ryukyu mouse), 3109 nucleotides. NCBI's taxonomy places the organism in Eukaryota, Metazoa, Chordata, Mammalia, Rodentia, Muridae. The record is from RefSeq and is a predicted model, not a curated record.